This is a messenger RNA of Linum trigynum, 2848 nucleotides long. NCBI's taxonomy places the organism in Eukaryota, Viridiplantae, Streptophyta, Magnoliopsida, Malpighiales, Linaceae. The record is from the annotation of a GenBank genome assembly.
GCGAGGUUCUCUACAAUAAUUGCUCGCAUUCUUCUCCUUUCUCACAACCAGUGCAAGCCUAGCAGCUUGAUUUCUCUUAUGGUAUCAGAGCAGUGAUUCGUUUUUCCGCGUUGAUCCAAUUCGAUGAAUACUCCACCCAGCAGCUCUGGUAGUGGCGAUGCAGAGAUCCCCUUUGGCAGCUUCAACCGCAAUGCUCAGAAUCAACAAACCCAGUGAACCCAGCAAACACAGAACGAUGCUCAAGCUCAAGUCUAUGCUGGUAAUCCUAACAAUCAAGUGGGUUAUGUGUUUGGAAGUCCUUACUAUAUCAAUCCGAGUAAAAAUCUAGGACAAUCUAUAGUCACAGAAUUGCUAGAUGAACACAAUUAUCAGAUGUGGCAAAGGGUGUGCGAAUGGUACUCAAAACCAAGCACGUAAUUGGGUUUAUUGAUGGUAGCUUACCUAUGCCACUCAUCCUGAGUUUCUCUUGUGGGAUGCGUCCAAUACCAUGGUGUUGUGUUGGAUUCUGAAUUCAAUUGAAAAGGACAUACGUCGUAGUGUAUUGCAGCAUGAAGUAGCACAAACUCUUUGGGAUGAACUUAAGCAGAGAUUUGGCAGCUGCAAUGCACUGAGACUUGCUAAUUUGAAAGGUGAUAUUGAUCGUUUUAAGCAAGGAAGUCUGAGUGUAACCCAAUACUAUGUGCAUUUGAAAGGGUUAUGGGAGGAGUAUCUCCAAUUCAAUCCUAUUGUUGAUUGUGACUGUCUGAUAGCUAGAGUGAGACCUUGUGCAGCAGUUGAGGCUUUCAAGGAGAGACAAGAGACUGAAUAUCUCAUCAAGUUUAUUCGAGGGCUCAGACCUGAGUUUGAUGUGGUGCAAACUCAACUUUUGAUGAUGAAGUCGUUACCCUCUGUGCAAGCAGCUGUGGAUGACAUCCUGCAACAUGAACAGAAGCUUAAAUCAGACAAAGGGUACCCUAAUCGAAGUGUUCACUGAGUGGCACUUGCAGCUCAGGGUGAAAAGCAGAAAAACACUAGUUCAUUUGAGCCUGGUAAAGGUGGAAAGGAUGACACAGAGGUGGAAGGCAAGUGCCGCCGAUAUUGUAAGAAGAAUGACCACCUGAAGGAGGAGUGUUAUAGACUUAAAAACAAAAAGGCCAUAAUGGCAGGAGAGAACAGCUUUGCUGGUGUUGUCUCUCAGUCUGAUUCAGAGAGCAAAGACACUGGUUCUACAGGAAGUAAUCUGAGUCUGGAAACCAAAAGCAGUUAAAGUAGUCAGUGGUUCACUAAUGAAGAGUUUAACAAGCUGAAAUCCCUUCUUCAGUGUGAAAGCAUGAGUCCCUCACCACCUCUCUCACCCUCACUCAAACAUGCUGCAUAUUCUGUUUCUCAACAUUUACCACAGUUCCCCAACUUUUCUAGUAAGUUUGUUCUAUCAUCUCACAAUCAGUAUGGGUUAAUGGGACUUGCUCAAAUCUGAAUAUUGGACACUGGUGCUUCAGAUCAUAUCUGCUGCACACUUUCUUUGUUGUCUGAUGCUAAACCUACAGAAAAUCAGUUUGUUUAUCUACCUAAUGGUUCUAAAGUGCAAGUGAGUCACAUAGGCACUGUUAGACUACAUCUUGGCUUAUAUCUUCAAAAUGUCCUCUUGGUCCCUAGUUUUACAUUCAACCUCAUCUCAGUUAGUAAAAUUACCGGUGACCUACCUCUUUCCUUACACUUUGAAUCUGACUCUUUUCAUAUUCAGGACCUAGUGACCAAGAAGCAAAUUGGUUUUGCCAGACAAAGUAGAGGGCUCUACCACCUUUUCCCCAACAUUCCAGCCUUACCUCAACACCACACAGCAGCCACCUACAACUUUCAACCUCACCAAAUUGAACUCUGGCAUUGGAGACUAGUUCACCCUAGUAAAGAGAGAGAACACCAACUUAUUGGAUUUAAUAGGGCCAUUGUUAGACAUUGUGAGACUUGUCAUUUUGCUAAACAAAGGAAACUUUCUUUCCCUAUCAGUACUAGUAGAGCACAUUCUGUGUUUGAUCUCAUUCAUGUAGACAUCUGGGGACCCCUUACAGUUCAGUCUUAUGAUGGUUAUUCAUAUGUUCUCGCUAUUGUGGAUGAUCAUUCACGAGCUGUUUGGACUUAUUUAAUGAAAUUGAAAUCUGAAACAAGCAAAAUCCUGGAAGCUUUCUGUGUGAUGGUUAGUAGACAGUUUGGGAAGUUGGUUAAGGUUAUUCGCAGUGAUCAGGGAAGUGAAUUUCACAUGGCUAAGUUCUAUUCCACUAAUGGAAUUGAACAUCAAACCUCUUGUGUUGAGACUCCAGAGCAAAAUGCUCGUGUUGAAAGGAAACAUCAGCAUAUAUUGAAUGUUGCCAGGGCAUUGAGGUUUCAGGCAGGUUUGCCUUUGACAUUCUGGAGUGACUGCAUUUUACAUGCAGUUCACCUCAUUAACAGGUUGCCAUCACAAGUUAUCCAGGAUAUCACCCCCUUUGAACUGCUCUACCAUAAACCUCCUGUACUUUCCCAUCUUAAAGUCUUUGGCUGUCUAUCCAAUGCUUAUGCUUUGCUUAGAGAUAGAACAAAAUUUCACCCUUGGGCUAGACAGUGUGUGUUCCUUGGUUUCCUUCCUGGGAUCAAAGGUUACAAACUGUUUGAUCUCCAUACCCAUGAUGUGUUUGUUUCCAGACAUGUCAUGUUUCAUGAAACAAUUUCCCCUUCAAACAUACCUCUUCCCCUAUUCCUUCCUACCUUUCCCCCCCUCUUCUUCUCAUUCCCAUCCUACAUCUGACUUUCCCACUCAAUCUCCUGUCCCAACUGAUCAUUUCUUUUCCUAGGUUGCUUCACCAAACUCUCAGAAUACAUCUCAGUCUCAUUC